Molecule: messenger RNA, 1512 nt
Organism: Triticum turgidum subsp. durum (durum wheat)
Lineage: Eukaryota; Viridiplantae; Streptophyta; Magnoliopsida; Poales; Poaceae
Source: the annotation of a GenBank genome assembly
AUGUCGACGUGCGCCGCGAGCCUGGCGCCGCUGCUGGGCACGGCGGCGGCGAACGCGACGGACUACCUGUGCAACCAGUUCGCGGACACCACCACGGCGAUCGACUCGACGUACCUGCUCUUCUCCGCCUACCUGGUGUUCGCCAUGCAGCUCGGCUUCGCCAUGCUCUGCGCGGGCUCCGUCCGGGCCAAGAACACCAUGAACAUCAUGCUCACCAACGUGCUCGACGCCGCCGCCGGCGCGCUCUUCUACUACCUCUUCGGCUUCGCCUUCGCCUUCGGUACGCCCUCCAACGGCUUCAUCGGGAAGCACUUCUUCGGCCUCCGUGACGUUCCCCAGGUCGGCUUCGACUACAGCUUCUUCCUCUUCCAGUGGGCCUUCGCCAUCGCCGCGGCCGGGAUAACCUCCGGCUCCAUCGCGGAGCGGACGCAGUUCGUGGCCUACCUCAUCUACUCGGCCUUCCUCACCGGCUUCGUCUACCCUGUGGUGUCCCACUGGAUCUGGUCCGCCGACGGCUGGGCCUCCGCCUCCCGGACGUCGGGGCCGUUGCUCUUCAACUCCGGCGUCAUCGACUUCGCCGGGUCCGGGGUUGUCCACAUGGUCGGCGGCGUGGCCGGGCUCUGGGGCGCGCUCAUCGAGGGCCCCCGCAUUGGGCGGUUCGACCACGCCGGACGAGCGGUGGCGCUGCGCGGGCACAGCGCGUCGCUCGUCGUCCUGGGCACCUUCUUGCUGUGGUUUGGCUGGUACGGGUUCAACCCCGGCUCGUUCCUCACCAUCCUCAAGUCCUACGGCCCGCCCGGCAGCAUCCACGGGCAGUGGUCGGCGGUAGGCCGCGCGGCCGUGACGACCACCCUCGCCGGCAGCACGGCGGCGCUGACGACGCUGUUCGGGAAGAGGCUCCAGACGGGGCACUGGAACGUGCUGGACGUCUGCAACGGCCUCCUGGGCGGCUUCGCGGCGAUCACCGCGGGGUGCUCCGUGGUGGACCCGUGGGCGGCGAUCAUCUGCGGGUUCGUGUCGGCGUGGGUGCUCAUCGGGCUGAACAAGCUGGCCGCCAGGUUCAAGUUCGACGACCCGCUGGAGGCGGCGCAGCUGCACGGCGGGUGCGGCGCGUGGGGCGUCAUCUUCACGGCGCUGUUCGCGCGCAGGGAGUACGUGGAGCAGAUCUACGGCGCGCCGGGGCGGCCGUACGGGCUGUUCAUGGGCGGCGGAGGGCGGCUGCUGGGCGCGCACGUGGUGCUGAUCCUGGUGAUCGCGGCGUGGGUGAGCUGCACCAUGGGCCCGCUGUUCCUGGCGCUCAACAAGCUGGGGCUGCUGCGCAUCUCCGCCGAGGACGAGAUGGCCGGCAUGGACCAGACGCGGCACGGUGGGUUCGCGUACGCCUACACCGACGAGGACUCCAGCAGCAGGCCGGGCCGCGGCGCCGGCGGCAGCGUCGGAGGGUUCAUGCUCAAGUCGGCGCAGACCUCGCAGGUCGCGGCCGACGCCACGUCCCCGAGCAGCUCGGUCUAG